This is a messenger RNA of Drosophila innubila, 1295 nucleotides long. RefSeq lists its product as uncharacterized. The transcript is spliced from 4 exons. The record is from RefSeq and is a predicted model, not a curated record. Bases 118 to 843 code for a protein of 241 amino acids. Lineage: Eukaryota; Metazoa; Arthropoda; Insecta; Diptera; Drosophilidae.
AAUGUCAGCAGUAUAGAAGUUUGAAUUUCAAAUACUACACAGUUCUAAUUUCAACUUAAUGCCGGUUAUUGAGUAUCGAAAGAAUAUAAUAGUAAUAACAAUAAAUUAACAUUGAAUAUGUCUUGCAUUUGUCAGUAUAUAGUUAAUUCUACGUCGGCGCCGAAUGGCACCGAGAUACGUGUGUCCUUUGGUGUAACCACGUCUUCAGAGACCGAACCUGAAGCUCCAGUUCCCAGCCAGAAUGUGUCGUCUAUCGAGACCGCCAAAGAGGCUGUAACCGAUGACACCAAAAUCGCAGUCUGUGUCUCCGAGCUGGCCAAAUUCCGUGCCGAGAAUUGGCUGCUCAAGAAAAAGCUACACGACUAUGAGGUCACAAUUGAUAAUCUAGAGCAGCUAAUGUCAACUAUUGUGAACAAGCAGCAUCAGGUUCUAAGCGAUAUGAUUCAGUUGCGCAAACGUAACAAUGAGCUGGAGACAGAGUGUAAUCUCCAGCGGGAAUAUCACGCCAUAGAGCGCAAUUCACUAAUUAAACAGGUGCACGAGCUCAAGACUAUGUCUAAGGAUCAUAGUUGUUCUAUGAGUGGCGAGGACGAAGAGGAUCUUAAUCAGACAGCAGAUAGUCAGGAAUAUGACAAACAGUUGAUGGAAACUGAGAGCGAUGAAGAUUGUCGCUAUGGUCACGACAGCGAUGAAGAUGAUGUUCUAUCGACAAUCUCAUCCGUUGUAUCCACAGGACCAAGCUCAACUAACAGUUCGCCCUACUCCACUGCCUCCGAGUCUGAAGAUACCGAAGGAAGCGACGACGAUGUUAAGGAAUCUCAGAAUGAAACUGAAUCAGACUAAAUUUUAAGAUCUGAUGAAUCGUACACUAGUUCCACAAUAUUCCUGUUAAAAGUCUAACAAAUUGACACCAUACUAUUAAGUUCUUAAAUCUAAGGCGUUAAGUAAUCAACAGAAAAACGUGACAAUCGGGCAAAACAAACGAAAUAAAUUUUGAAAUAACGUGACAGAGACACAAAUAGAACGUCACAAAUGCAAAGGACAACGCAUUAAAAACUCUCGCAAGUAUUUGCAUAUCAAAAUGCGAUGGUAGACCUCCUCAACUCUUAACACUCAGGUCGUUGGUACAACAGCCAAAGUGAUUGAAUGCCUGGCAAAUAUACAGAUGAAGGUGCCAAAGGACGAGGAACUGCGAGACUGGGAAGCAUUUAAAUAACUGGCAAAAACGUGUUAAGUGUUUACCUAUCGCAAAAGUUGAAACACAACAAUAAAAAAUAAAAUCAAGCCCAAAGCUA